Molecule: messenger RNA, 728 nt
Organism: Electrophorus electricus (electric eel)
Lineage: Eukaryota; Metazoa; Chordata; Actinopteri; Gymnotiformes; Gymnotidae
Source: RefSeq, a predicted model, not a curated record
UAGUUCGGUCGUGUUGGUUUUAGUUAAGGUUUACAAUAACAGUAUAUAAUAGUAGCGGAUCUCUUGGUCAAGUUCUCUUGGUCAUGAACUCGCUCGCUCUUGAAGAUUCACACAUAGAACGGACAGUACCCAUGUGCUCUCCUUGGAAUAUAGCCUAAUAUAGAAGUACCUAUUCCUUGCUGGAUUAAUUAAGCAGAAUUCAACAACAUGGACCUUUCAUUUAUGGCUGCGCAGAUCCCAGUUAUGACCGGAGCUUUCAUGGAUUCACCCAACGGUGACUACAGUGCUGAGCACUCUCUCUUCAACUCAUCCGCCAGUGUGAACGCCAUCCCCACAACUACUGUAAACAUCCAGCCCGACGAGCAGCAACGCGUGUCCACAGAUGCUAUCUGGCUAUGGGUCGCCAUCAUUGCCACGAUUGGAAACAUUGUGGUGGUUGGCGUGGUUUACGCAUUCACUUUCUAAUUCUUUCAUUCAGAGGCUGAGGAUGUGGGCUGUGCAAAGUUGUAAAACAUCACCAGAUGAUAGAGAUAGUAUUUUCAGUUCAGUUUCAGUUCUAACUUAAACCAAUCUCAUCACCAAAACCUGGAAACCUGCCUCACACUGUAGUGAGAAUUGUUUUGUUUACAGGAUGUUCAAAAGGAUUAAAUGACCCUUGAGGUUUGGACCUACUUAAAUGUCCCAGGACACAUGACAAGCAAUUAAGAGAAGUGCUGCUCAAUUAUUUG